This is a messenger RNA of Euleptes europaea (tarantolino), 948 nucleotides long. Its product is annotated as olfactory receptor 51V1-like. Bases 1 to 948 code for a protein of 315 amino acids. Gene Ontology annotation, molecular function: olfactory receptor activity; G protein-coupled receptor activity. The transcript has a single exon. Gene Ontology annotation, cellular component: membrane. Gene Ontology annotation, biological process: G protein-coupled receptor signaling pathway. The record is from RefSeq and is a predicted model, not a curated record. Lineage: Eukaryota; Metazoa; Chordata; Lepidosauria; Squamata; Sphaerodactylidae.
AUGGCCUCAUCCACCCCAGCCAAUCUCAGCGCCACACUAUUUACCCUGCCUGGUUUCCCAGGGCUGGAAAAGGCACAUCAGUGGAUUGGCAUCCCCAUCUUUUCUGUCUACCUGGCUGCCAUGCUGGGUAACUGCACCAUUCUGUACGUCAUCUGGGCAGAGCCCAGUCUGCACCAGCCCAUGUAUUUCUUCCUGGCCAUGCUGGCUACCACCGACCUGGGUCUCUGCCUCACCACGGUGCCCACUGUCAUGGGGGUCCUCUGGUUCCAGCUGAGGAAGAUCAGUAAAGGUGCCUGCAUCACUCAGCUUUUCAUCAUCCACUCCUUCUCCUUCAUGGAGUCCGCUGUGCUCUUUGCCAUGGCUCUGGACCGCUUCCUGGCCAUCUGCUAUCCCCUGAGGUACACGGUUCUCUUGACCACCAACAGAGUAGUCAGAAUUGGCCUGGUCCUCCUGAUGAGAAGCACCAUGCUCCUGGUGGCCCCCAUGAUGUUUCUUCAGCAGUUCCCCUAUUGUCCUGAUGCAACCCUUUCUCACUCCUACUGCCUUCACCAAGAUGUGAUCCAUCUGGCAUGCGCUAGCACAGUCUUCAACACUUUCUAUGGCCUCAUCGUCAUCGUUCUCACCUUGGGCUCUGAUCUCCUCUUCAUCCUCAUCUCCUACAGCCUAAUCCUGAAGACAGUCCUGGGCAUGACCUCUGGGAACGAAGGCUACCACAAGGCCCUGGGCACAUGCGUCUCCCACAUCUGUGCCGUCCUGGUCUUCUAUGUUCCAGUGCUCGGGCUGUCCGUUGUGCACCGGUUUGGCCAGCAUGCCUCUCCCCUGCUCCACGUCAUCAUGGGCAACUUCUACAUCCUCCUCCCACCCUUGAUGAACCCCAUCAUUUACUGCAUCCAAACAAAGCAGAUCUACAGCAGGAUACUGAGAAUAGCCUCACUCAAGAGAGUCUGA